AUGGACCAGUUCCGGAAGCAUCAUUCAAGCAGUCAUGGUCUGGAAUACAUCGAUCGAGCGCUGAAAGGAGUGUCAUUUCGCCAUACUGUUAAAGCAUCCCAUGAGACAGCGGCUGAUCUGAAGGGUCCCUUAGGACUCAAUCUACUUCAUACACCAUCAGAACCGCUGAUAGAUCUGAUAUUUGUCCAUGGAUUGGGGGGAGGAUCCAGAAAGACAUGGUCGAAAUCAGAGGACGCAUACCAUUACUGGCCAAAAGAAUGGCUACCUCGAGAUCCGGACUUCAAAAAUGUCAGAAUUUUUUCAUUCGGAUACAGAGCAGAUUGGGCAGAAAGAAAUGGGAAUGCGCUUGAUAUUGACGACUUCGCGCAAUCUCUACUAGGAGAAAUCAACACUUGUCCAGAAAUCCGCAGGAGCAACACAAAACUUAUUUUUGUUGCUCAUAGCAUGGGUGGCUUGGUUAUAAAGAAGACAUAUUUACUGGCUAUAGAAGAUCCUACGAUGCAUGAUCUUGUUCAGCGAGUUGACACCAUGUACUUUUUGGCCACUCCACACCGAGGAUCGAAUCUUGCCACGACACUCAACAAUAUUCUGCGCGUAUCGUUUGGAACCAAGCAAUUUACGACCGAUUUGGAGGUGAAUAGUAAGAUGAUAGGCACUAUCAACCAAAGCUUCCGUCACUACUCUGAAAACCUGCAUAUAUGGUCUUUCUAUGAGAAUCAGGAAACGAGUUUCGUAAAUGCAAGAAUUGUCGAGAAGGAAUCUGCGACGCUGGAAUGGCCAAAGGAAAGAAUUGCUUACAUUAAUGCUGAUCAUCGAGGAAUAUGCAAGUUUGAUUUGCCUUCAGACCCCAAUUUUAAGACUCUUAAAAACGCGCUUAGUUCGACUGUCGAUCACGCCACAGCGGAGACUUUGAGGAUCCAGUGCGAGACUACAUCAGCCGAGCGACAUUGUCUUCAUGGCCUAUUAGGCAUCCACGGUGUUCAAGAGGAUGAUCGAAUAGUAGCCCGCGACGCAAAAGUUGAAGGAUCGUGCAAUUGGCUGAUCACCACUCCAAACUUCACGAGCUGGCAAGAUCCUACUUCUGACUCGCCUUCAGUCUUUUGGCUGAGUGGGAAUCCCGCAUCGGGAAAGUCCGUUCUCGCUGGCCAUGUUAUUGACCAUCUGGAUCAAAGUAAUCUUGCAUGUAGUUACUUUUUUUUCAAGGAUGGGGUAGCUGCUGAUUCAUCGAUUGGCUAUUGUUUGCGUACUCUCGCGUAUCAGAUGGCCUUACAUAGUCCUGAAAUUCGCAAGUUUCUCUUAGACAUGGAAUCAAAUGGCAUUAUGAACAACAACAACGACGAGGUUGUGAUUUGGAACAAACUAUUUGUUAAUGGGAUUCUUCAAAUUGCGAUGAAGGUGCACCAUUAUUGGGUUAUCGAUGCGCUCGAUGAGUGUACUCGUUCCCAAGCUCUUCUUCCUAUGUUAAUCAAGCUCAUCAAUUCUCCCAGAUCUCGGGUUCGGAUCUUCAUUACAAGCCGUCACAGCCAGAUUCUAGAUAAGGGAUUUCUCGGCUUCGGUAAAAGUCUAAUCAGCCAAGAAAUAUUUGCAUCAGAUACGAUGGGAGAUAUCAAACUAUUCUUGGAAGCUCACAUGGAUAGCCUUCCUUUGGACACGCUUUCAAAACAGGAGGAGUUGACCGAGCGGAUAUUAGCCAUGUCUUCCGGGUCUUUUCUUUGGGUGCGACUUGUCAUGCAAGAACUCUCUGAAAUCUACACCGAAGAAGAUAUUGAGAGUGUUCUUUCAGAUAUACCAGCGGAUAUGAAUCAAUUCUAUACAAAAAUUCUGGAAAAUUUGUCAAAAGAUCGGAGAGGGGCCAAAUUGGCCAAGAUUAUCUUCAUGUGGAUUGUUUGCUCCUGUCGGCCAUUGACUGUUACCGAAAUGCAAUGUGCUUUGAAGCUAGAUUCCAAAAGCACGGUCAACAAUCUACGAAGAGACAUAACCUCUAUCUGCGGACAACUUGUGUUCGUCGAUCAACAAUCACGUAUACACCUAAUCCAUCAAAGUGCCAAAGAUUUUCUCCUACAAAAAGACCUAUGUUCCGAUUUUUUUGUGGACCGAAGGGAAGGGCAUUAUCGACUUGCUUCUCUGUUCAUUGAUGUGCUAAGUAAAGGCUAUUUACGGGCCUUUCGGUUAAAACGAUUUGAAGUAUCGACAUCUUCAGCAAAUCACGAAGCCAUAUUACUUGACUACGCUUCCACUUUCUUUUCUGAGCACCUGUAUCAAGCUCCGUCUUCCCGUGCCGAGCUUUUUCAGAAGCUCCACAAAUUCCUUGACACGAACGUUUUAUGGUGGAUUGAGACCGUUGCAAGGAUAGGUAAUGUAAACUAUAUAAGCCGUGCCGCCAAAAACAUGAAAGCUUAUCUCGAUCGCCGUCAGAAGUACUUCCCUCCUAUCGGCGAGGACCUCCGCGAGGUGGAAUCUUGGAUCACAGAUCUUAUUCGCAUUAGCACCAAAUUUCGAAACAUCCUUCUAGCAUCGCCUUCAUCAAUCCAUGGCCAAAUUCCAUCGAUGUGCCCUUCGCAAUCAAUCAUCGCUACAAAACACAAGCAGUUGAAGCAUGGCUUGAAUAUCAUAGGGUUAUCAAGAGGUACAUGGGAUGACUGCUUGACUCAAAUUGAUUACAAGGGACAGGGCCUACAAGCUAUCACCCUCACACAUGGAGAAUAUAUGUUUGCUGUUGGGCUAUCGGGCGGUCGAAUAAUAGUGUACGACACUGCAACAAGUCAAGUUAGAUUUACCUUUGAUCACGGGGAGAAAGUGAAAUUCCUCACUUUUGGGACUAAAGAUCAAUUGCUUGCUUCUGCAGGAAUACGCUCAAUACGAAUUUGGGAUCUCGAAACAGGUGGGGUGAGGUGUUCAUUCCAGCUCGGUUGUCGAGCAAUGGCCCUUAUGUUUACCCCUGAAAACUAUGGAUUGAUAGUGGCAACAUCUGAGAAUUUCAUUUGUUGGUUUGAUGUAUUGAAAGAGAAAGAGAAAGACCGCAUAUUCUGGCAUGAAAUUCAUCAUAAGGGGCGGGGGACAAUCUACCAGCCACCAGCCGAGGUUCUCAUUGCACCAGGUUUAGAGAUGAUAGCAAUCAGCUCCAGAGCAAGUCCUAUACUUCUUUUUGAUUUGUACAACGAAGUUUUGUGUGGUGAGCUUGUCCGAGAUCGAGGGCUUAUGGAAAGUAUAGGUGGUACUUAUUAUCAUGCAUCAGCCAUGGCUUUCAAUCCGAAUCCCGAUAUCAACUUACUAGUCGUCUCUUAUGGAGAUGGAGAGCUUGUUAUCUUUGACCCAAUAACAACUGAGCUCAAGCAUCGUAUACCAGAAGUCAAUGCGCAGACGUUGGCCUGCUCACCUGAUGGAAGAACAUUGGCAACAGGUAGUUCUUUCGGUACGAUUCAGCUCUAUGAAUUUGACGGCACGGAAGAUGCAAAUCUAUCUCUGAUAUACCGAAUCAAUGCAAACGAUGAAGGAAUCCGAUCACUAGUUUUCAGUGGUGACGGUUUACGUUUCAUUGACAUUCGUGGUUCCCAUUGCAGAGUAUGGGAGCCCGCUGCACUUGUGAGGAAGUCAUUGGGUGACGGUAACAACAGCGAUAUAAGUGCGCCAGCGAAAGCGAUAGUUCAGACUGUGGGAAUGAUCGAAGGAAGUUUGAAGCCUGAUAUAACAGCAAUUGCAAUAGAUUUGAGAGGAGAAAGGGUGUUCUGUGGUAGACAGGAUGGCUCUGUUGCUGUCUACAAUACGCACGAUGGCCUCGAGAGCACAUGUCUCUACCAACAUGCUACGAAUAUUUCAAUUAACAAAAUUGUGUGGGGAGAUAAUACUCGCAUGCUAGCCACAGCGGACGAGUCUGGUCGUAUGCUUAUACAAAGACUAGUGAAUUCUAGCGAUAUGUGGUCACUGUCUGAAACAAUUUUCGACUACCGCUUCCCUGAUGCUAUCACAGGGCUAUUGUUCAAUCCUGAGAACAAUAUUCUUCUCGUUACCACUGCCAGCUUCAGAUACAUUUGGACAAGUGAAAGUGGAGAUAUUCAACAUCGUGUGCCCACUGGCCACAACCUCGAGAAUUACAAGAUAAAUACUCACGCCCAAAUACCAGAUGCAUUCAUUGCGUUUUAUCCCAAUUGUGCCCGAAUAUUCGAAUGGGGAAGUUUGAAAGAAAUUUCAAGCCCUGGUGGCAUCAAUCUUGACGUCCCUGAUUUGACGUCAUCCCCAGUGAUAGUAACCGAGUCGGUUGAAAGCCAAUAUACCCUGGUUACACUAACGAAAAGUCGAUUUGAACAAACACCUUCUCAACUUCGAUGUUGGGACACGUCCACUGUUGACCGCCACUCGACUACUAUAAAAGCUUUCAACGGACUUGAGUCUCUUGGUCCAUAUAUCUACCACAUCAUUGGUUUGCGCGGCACAAAUUUGUUCUUCUUAGCAACUGAUCUUUGGGUCUGUAGUCUAAAUAUGGAGAAGUUCUGGUUGUCCCCCGAUGUGAAACGCCAUUUCUUCAUUCCGGCCGAUUGGAUUAAUCCUACAGACGAAAUGCAGUUUUACUUGUCAGCUAAGGAAGAAUUUAUCUUCGUAAAGAAAAACGAGCUAGCAAUUAUUAAACGAGGGUUAGAUUCACCACAGAUGAUAAGACCACUUCAAUUUCUACCUGAGAAGAAACUAUUUGGAGCCUGCUAUACUGGAGAUUAG
This is a messenger RNA of Botrytis fragariae, 4710 nucleotides long. RefSeq names its product putative nacht and wd domain-containing protein. The transcript has 5 exons. The coding region runs from base 1 to 4710 and encodes 1569 amino acids. The record is from RefSeq and is a predicted model, not a curated record. Gene Ontology annotation, molecular function: protein binding. Lineage: Eukaryota; Fungi; Ascomycota; Leotiomycetes; Helotiales; Sclerotiniaceae.